AUGACCCAAGGGGAAGGUUUGGUGACCCCGGGUCGAGCUCGUGCGCGCGCUCGGGCAUGGGAGGGGUUCAACGCUUUCGGUGCUACGCUCUGGGUGGGAGUGGAGGGGGGGGAAAAGGGUAAAGACUCGAAUACGGACCCAAUUUGUUUCAACGAGUUGAUGUAGUAACUCGUGAGCUGUGAGAACGAUCGUUCCAACUGUAAAUCAGUACCACUUGUCCCCCUCUCUCUUAGAAACAGCGGGGCGCAGUCUCACAUUUCGUUCAGCCUCGUCCUCUUUCCCAACCGGAACGCCGGAAAGCCUUAACGUCAACGUCGUCGAAGCCGAGCCUUGGUGCAAAGUCGUCUCGAGCGUGCCAAAGUACCCCUCGGGCCAGGUUGGUGCCCGCCAACUCGUCGUCAUCGAGGUCGGCGCCUUGACGUCCUCGACUUUACCCGUGAUGUUGCGACCAAACAACUCGACCUCGGCGCCGACUUCUGGACGGAACUUGGCCGGGUUGCGCGACCAAAGAGGAAUUUUUUGUUCAUUCGUGAGGAACUCCCACAGCGUCGCGGCGUCGCACAUGAACUCGCCCUCGGCCUUGACGACGGCCGUAUUGAACGACUGGCCGCUCUUGCCCUGGCCGACCGAGACCGACGAACCCGACGGGACCGUCGGCUUGGACUGGCUCGUCGUCGCCGAAGAAGAAGCCGUUGCCGUAGCGGGUGUCGAGGCGCCAGAGCCGGCACCGGAACCUCCGUCGACGUCGGAGAGCAAGUCCUUGCCGUGGGCCUCGAUCAAAUCGGCGGGGAAGCGUUGGAAGAUGGGGCGCAGCUUGUUGGCCAAAGCCUUUCUCGCGAUCGUGUUGAACGCAUCCGACUUCUUGGUCGCAGCAGAGUCGAGCGUCGAGGUAAAGACGUAG
Messenger RNA from Microbotryum saponariae, 901 nucleotides. The record is from the annotation of a GenBank genome assembly. Lineage: Eukaryota; Fungi; Basidiomycota; Microbotryomycetes; Microbotryales; Microbotryaceae.